Molecule: messenger RNA, 804 nt
Organism: Rotaria sordida
Lineage: Eukaryota; Metazoa; Rotifera; Eurotatoria; Philodinida; Philodinidae
Source: the annotation of a GenBank genome assembly
AUGGAUCAAAUUGAUAAUAGAUCAAGUACAAAUAUUCGACAACAUACAUUCUCUGAAAUGAUGCAACAACAUAUAAGUAGUGAUUUUUCAUUUCAAUAUUCACCUAAUUAUUCGGAUCAAUUUCUUCAACAAAAUUCUAAUGAAGAUAUUUCCAUGAUACAAUCAUCAAAUAUAGAACAUGAACAAAAUGAAAAUGAACAAACAUCAAUGCCUAUUAUAUAUAAAAAACGUGUACGAACAAAAUUUACUGAAGAACAGUUAAAUAUACUUGAAUCUACUUUUCAACAACAUCGUUAUCCGACUGUUGAUAUUGUUGAUGAUCUUGUUGAAUUACUUAAUUUACCUACACAAAAAAUAACGAUUUGGUUUCAAAAUCGUCGAGCUCGUUUAAAAAAAAGUCAACAAAAAUUUGAUGAUCAAUAUUCAUGUGAUAAAGAUAAUCAACAACAAUAUGAUAGUGGCAUUCAUUUGGAUGAUGAUAUUUCACAUGAUUCUCCAGGAAGUCCUCCAGCUAAUUCAUUACUUCCAUUGCCACCGCCACCACCACCCCCACCUCCACCACCACCAUUUAUUACUCCACCAUCGUCAUAUUAUUUUCCUCAUUCUCAUCAUUCGUUUUAUAAUUCAAUGUGGCCAAAUUUUCAUUAUCCAUUACCACCAAGUUCUUUCCAACCAACAAUGAUUAAUGCUACUAAUAUGCCAUAUAAUCUAAUGAAUUAUAAUUCGUGUGAAAUAUCUUCACCAUUUGUUUUUCAAAAUGUGAGCAAUUAUCAACAUCAAAGAGAAUUUAACGAUGAACAAUAA